AUGAAGACCAUUUCCAGUCUCGCACUUCUUAUCGCCCUCUUCUUGGGCAAUGCUGCCGCCUUUAUGACUGCUCCCUCCAAGGCUGCUGUCAAGGUUGACACUCCAGAAGAAUCCUCUACGUCGUUGAAGUACGGUUAUGGAAUGAGCCGCUACGGAUCACCUUCUUAUGGAGGUAACGAUGGAUGGGGCAGCUACGACCGAAUGAACAGCUAUAACUACAAUGGAUACUAUGGCCGUGGAUACGGUGGAGGCAUGGGUGGCUACGGUGGUGGCUACGGCAUGGGUGGAGGAUACGGCGGAUACAGCAACAUUGGUUACGGUAGUGGCUAUGGAGGAUACGGAGGAGGCUACGGCAUGAGUGGAUACGGAAGCGGCUAUGGCGGAGGUUACGGAAGCGGCUAUGGAAGUGGCUACGGUAGCGGCUAUGGAAGUGGAUAUGGCCGAGGAUAUGGAGGAGGCUACUCCAGCAUUGGAUACGGAGGCAUGGGUGGAUAUGGUGGUGGUUACGGAGGAAGCUACGGACCAUACUCCUCUGGUUACGGAUACGGUGGCCGAGGUGGCAGCUACGGUCGCUACGGAGGAAACUGGUGGGACUAUUAG
Molecule: messenger RNA, 600 nt
Organism: Cylindrotheca closterium
Lineage: Eukaryota; Bacillariophyta; Bacillariophyceae; Bacillariales; Bacillariaceae
Source: the annotation of a GenBank genome assembly